This is a messenger RNA of Talaromyces marneffei, 2661 nucleotides long. RefSeq lists its product as uncharacterized. The record is from RefSeq and is a predicted model, not a curated record. NCBI's taxonomy places the organism in Eukaryota, Fungi, Ascomycota, Eurotiomycetes, Eurotiales, Trichocomaceae. Gene Ontology annotation, molecular function: glucan endo-1,3-beta-D-glucosidase activity; endo-1,3(4)-beta-glucanase activity. Gene Ontology annotation, cellular component: cell surface. The coding region runs from base 1 to 2661 and encodes 886 amino acids. The transcript is spliced from 7 exons.
AUGAAUCGUUAUUUAUUUGUCAUUUUGAACACUAUACUAAUAUGGUCUCUAAACAUCCAAGGCAUACACUGCCUUCCGCAGCUCCCCCCCUCGCGAACAGCAGAUUCGCUACCAAAAAGCUCACUAUCUGGGAUUCGAAGCGCCACGAGCUUGACCACACUAUAUCCUCCAAACACUGCAAGGUUACUCAAUAUUCAAACCAAGGGAGAAUACAAAUCUCAAUUGGAGACUGAGGGACAUCCAUCAUUACAACCCUUUCCAUACCCCUCCAUUACUAUCAAGAAGCCUAUAGAAGGGCUUGGCGAAUUUCCUGGCACUAGGCAUUUUGCUCCUUUUGCUACCGCUCUAGUAGGAACAGUCACUGUUACCGUCACCGUAACUUCUACUGUCCAUCAAUCAGGUGCAGGCCGACACACACACAGCAGCAGCAAUUCCAUUCAUAGAUCUUCUACCACCAAAGUCGCUGCACCUCUCUUUAGAAUGGAUGGACAAGAUGUCUUUGAGGCAGUCUCCUUAGACGCUGUCCCUACAAACAUUGCCGUAAAGGACACCCACCCUGUGCCGAAAGUUGGGAUUGUGGAGACAACUGCUCCUAUUGAAACGAACAAAUUUUAUACAAACUUCCUUCUAGGAAACCAGACCACAUAUUCCUUCGUUCAUCCUUAUGCUUUGGGAUGGCCAAGGGGCAGUGGUAAUGCCCAGAGUUGGGGACUGGCCAUCUCUCAUACCGACAUAGAUCAACUAGUGUAUGGCAAUCAGAGCGCGCAACUCCCAGAAAACCCAGUAGAGUAUUAUCUGAAUCCCAUUGGAUUCCAGUCUGUCAUUCUUUCUGCGAGCGAACUGGGCCCUUCUACUAUUUUGAACACCGACCGGUUGACAGGGCUCUCUGUAGAUGUCAUUCUGCGGCCUUCUAACCAGCCAAGCAAAAGCAUUACUUUCCCCGUGCUGCAGGGCAUGGGCUUUGUGACGGGCAUUUACACGGGACUGCAACCCCUCGUACAAAGCUGCAUCACAUUUCGGGACUUGGUGUGUGUUGGUGCGAUCGGUCAAGGAACAUACAAGUACCGGGUCACUCUGGCAGAUGGCAAGAGCUGGCUGUUUUAUGUCACGCCUGACAAUGACGAUGGCCUCAACCCAGUUUUCAGCUUCAAUGAAUCAAGUACUACAAUUAAAGGACCGAUGGGGUUCUCUGGUAUCAUACAAGUCGCGAAGAACCCCGCAGGUCUUACGGGCGAAACUGUGUAUGAUGGAAGUGCUGGUGUCUACGCUAGAUCUGCCAGUAUCAGUGGAGCGGUUAGUGACUACACUGGUACAUAUGGAUUGACUUGGGAAAAAGCUGGCCAGAGUGCUGCCAAUAAACCGCUUUUGACAUUUGCUUUACCCCAUCACGUCGAGUCGUUUGAUGCACAAACACGGGCUGCAUUGCAACCACUACAAUUACGCUCUACCACCAAAGGAAACAUGUCUGCUGUGGCGGCUGAUAAGUGGACCAUGGUUGAAAGCAAUCUUCCAAUUGAUAUUGGCUUUGCACCUUGGUCACCAUCUCUUGGCAGUGUUGAUACCCUCUCAUCGGAUGUUCAGCAGACGAUCUCCUCUGCUGCGGACAUCGAGUUGACACCCGACAUCGACCAUCAAAGUAACUUGAACAGUAUGUACUAUAGUGGCAAGGUCUUGAGCAAAUUUGCUACUCUGGUAUAUGCCGUUCAUAAACUGGCCAACGACCCAGACCGGGCUGCACCCACGUUUGAUGGUCUCAAGAAGGCUUUUGCGCGCUUUGUGAACAACGAGCAGCAAUUCCCUCUUGUUUAUGAUAAUACAUGGAAAGGAGUUGUGUCUAGUGCUGCUUAUGAGACAAAUGAUCUCAAUCAAGAUUUUGGCAAUUCAGGCUACAACGACCAUCAUUUCCACUAUGGAUACUUUAUCCAUGCGGCAGCGAUUAUUGGUUCCCUUGAUCCCUCCUGGCUUACUGAUGAUAACAAAGCAUGGGUGAACAUGCUGGUUCGUGAUGCGGGCAAUCCCGCAUCCAACGAUCCUUCAUUCCCUUUUUCACGAGCCUUCGAUUGGUACCACGGACAUUCAUGGGCCAAGGGGCUGUUUGAAUCGGCUGAUGGCAAGGAUCAAGAGUCCACAUCAGAAGAUGCCAUGUUUGCAUACGCCGUGAAGAUGUGGGGAAAGACUAUUGGUGACAACAGCAUGGAGGCCAGAGGAAAUUUAAUGCUGGCUCUGCUUAAACGGUCAUUGAAACACUAUUUCCUCAUGGAAGGUGAUAAUUCGAAUCAUCCAAGCAACUUUAUUGGAAACAAAGUGACUGGGAUCCUGUUUGAAAACAAGGCACAUCAUACUACUUACUUUGGCGCCAAUCUCGAGUUCAUUCAAGGAAUUCACAUGCUCCCCCUCUUACCUUCAUCCGCAUACACUCGCAAUGAAGCUUUCGUGAGACAAGAAUGGGAUGCCAUAUUCUCUGAAGGGGCCUGUGCACCAGCUUCUGCUGUAUCUUCUGGUGGCUGGAAGGGGGUCUUGUACGCCAACCAGGCAAUCAUAGACCCAGCGAAAGCAUAUGACUUUUUCAGCCAGCCGAACUUCAACAUGACUUGGAUUGAUGGCGGAGCUACACGUACAUGGUAUCUUGCAUAUGCUGCAGGACUCAAAGGUCGAAACUAG